UUUCAGUCAGUCAACGACUGUUCAACAGCUCUAUCAAUAUAUUUAUAUUAUCUCUCAGGUAUGCGAGGUCCGUAUAAAUGCGCCAGAAGCUUUCCGUGCGGUGCUUAAUUCCUCCACAAACGUCUCGACGGUCGGUCAUUCGUCGUUAUUCUCGAGAUCGCUCGCGUGGCUCUGCCUGCCUGUCUGACUGACUGACUGACAGUGGUUCCUCAAUUUUGCGGUCGGGUGACAGUCGGGUUUCGUUGCGGAAGUUAAAACCUAUAAAGAACAUGCGAAAAGCAUCGAAAGUGACGCCCGGAAAAUACUAAAUACCUGCCUGCGGUAACCUCCUAGGCGUAGGUCGCGGAGGUGGUGGUGGUGGUGGUGUUGUUACUAGCGAAUUAGCCCGAGGAGAAUUUGCCGCCAACGACGGUAAUAGUUGGUUCUGGUCUGAGCCCGGGACUGCAUUCCGGUGGUGCUGUGACGUGUGUCGGAUUCAGUAAUCAAUCCAAGUGUGCAACGAAUCGAUCAUCAUGUUGAGUGGGUGGCAGCUGACAGUGUCCAAAUUUUUCAUCAUUCCGCAGCGGGUGGUCCUGGCGAUCUUCGGCUUUCUGGCAAUCCUCAAUGCCUACACGAUGCGGAUCAGCCUGUCGAUCGCCAUCACCGAGAUGGUCAACAAGACUACCAGCGCCGAACUGGAAGAAGGUGUCUGCCCGGCUGAAGACGGUUUGGGGACCAGCGAAAUCAGCGGAGGACAAUUCAACUGGGAUCAGGAACUGCAGGGUAUCAUUCUGUCAUCGUUCUACUGGGGUUACGUGAUCACCCAUCUGCCGGGUGGUAUACUGGCGGAAAGGUUUGGCGGAAAGUGGACACUCAGUUUGGGCAUUCUGUCGACGGCUGUGUUCACCUUGAUCACACCUUGGGCCGUCAACUUGGGAGGAUCGACGGCACUGAUUGUGAUCCGGGUGUUGAUGGGUCUCGGCGAGGGAACCACAUUUCCGGCGUUGAGUGCCUUGCUGGCCGCGUGGAUACCGCUGAAAGAACGGAGCAAGCUGGGAUCGCUGGUGUUCGGUGGUGGGCAGAUGGGUACGAUUCUGGGAAAUCUAAUAUCCGGCCUUUUGCUACACAACUUCGAUGGAUGGUCGUCCGUGUUCUACUUCUUCGGUGGAAUGGGAGUCUUGUGGUUCAUUUUAUUCACGCUCCUCUGCUACAGUGACCCAGAAUCUCACCCAUUCAUCAGUGACAAAGAGAAGGAAUACCUCCAGCAGGAAAUGGGAACACUGUCCCGGGACAAAACACUUCCACCGACACCGUGGCGUUACAUUCUGACCAGUGUGCCGCUGAUGGCAUUGGUUUGUGCCCAGAUCGGUCACGAUUGGGGCUUUUUCAUCAUGGUGACGGAUCUUCCCAAGUACAUGAGUGACGUUCUGAGGUUCUCGAUCAAGAAUAACGGUCUGUUUUCCUCACUACCCUAUCUGUUGAUGUGGAUCGUAUCUCUGACGACUGGAGUGCUGAGCGAUUGGUUGAUCUCCUCCGGAAGGAUGUCGAUCACUUUUGGCAGGAAGCUAUUCACGACAAUCGCAUCCGCUGGACCGGCUUUCUUCAUCGUGGGUGCUUCGUAUGCCGGUUGUGAUCGUGCUCUGGUGGUCGCACUGUUCACCCUAGCGAUGGGUUUCAUGGGUACCUUCUAUCCGGGAAUGAAGGUCAACCCACUGGAUCUGAGUCCCAACUAUGCGGGAAGUUUGAUGGCUGUUACCAACGGUAUUGGUGCCAUUACGGGAAUCAUCGCUCCGUACGUCGUUGGCAUCAUGACUCCGAAUCACGCGCUCGAAGAAUGGCGCAUCGUAUUUUGGAUCUCGUUUGCCGUAUUCCACGUGACUAAUUUGGUGUACGUGCUGUGGGCAUCUGGCGAGGUGCAACCCUGGAACACACCGCAUCUGAUGAACAAAUCGGUGGAAUCCGGUGACUCCAAGCACGACAUUUUCAGCGACGAGAAGAAAAAGUCGGAUGCCGUGAAGAUGAUGAAGUGAUCGAUCGGGUGUGAAGUCGAAGUCUUCAGAGUUCGAGCUUGUUACUAUUUAAUUUAUUUAAUCCAGUAAAAUCAUCCAGACUUUUGCUCUGGAGAUAGUGAUACGAAAGUACGAGACAAAUACUGCUUCUCUUGAUGAGAAGCAACUGUUAGGAUUAAACGAAAACCGUAGAUUUUGUUUUGUUUUUUUUUGGUGUACAAACGCGUCCAAAGUAACUGACCACCUCGGCUCGAUCGUCAAACUUACGAAAGUAUUCGUCAGCGAAGCUGGUGCUGGUGUCAAUUGAGUCAAGUGACGAUUCGACGUGAAAAAUUACACGCCUCAUAAAACUGCAUUCGUCUUGUACGUGUUUGCAUUUCUAGUUGACUUCAAUCAAUCAAUCAAUCGCGUUAUAAGUCAGGUAGGGAAACUUUGUUAGAAAUAGUAGGUAGGUGAUCGAAGGUGAACUUGGCGGAAGAACAAAUACCAGCUAGAUAAAGUUGUAGCUAAUCGAACGGAUUACUUACAUAAUCUUUGCAAACAUGUGCCACGGAACUGAGGAUAGUCUCGCUUUCUACCUAAUUAUGUAUUUUUGUAUAGUGUUCCAAAUAAAUAUUGUAUUGUUAAGCUCUAA
This is a messenger RNA of Malaya genurostris, 2622 nucleotides long. RefSeq names its product putative inorganic phosphate cotransporter (gene dmGlut). Gene Ontology annotation, biological process: transmembrane transport; monoatomic anion transport. The transcript has 5 exons. Gene Ontology annotation, molecular function: transmembrane transporter activity. Lineage: Eukaryota; Metazoa; Arthropoda; Insecta; Diptera; Culicidae. Bases 513 to 2009 code for a protein of 498 amino acids. The record is from RefSeq and is a predicted model, not a curated record.